Messenger RNA from Dufourea novaeangliae, 957 nucleotides. RefSeq lists its product as uncharacterized. The coding region runs from base 1 to 957 and encodes 318 amino acids. The transcript is spliced from 7 exons. The record is from RefSeq and is a predicted model, not a curated record. Lineage: Eukaryota; Metazoa; Arthropoda; Insecta; Hymenoptera; Halictidae.
AUGGCGAACGAGUUGUCCCGGAGGAUUAAAUAUGCCAUGGCGCAUUUGUCGCACAAACAAUACGUCUCCCUACUGGCUCGACCUAACUGGAGAAGAAUUCAAAGAAGGAACCUGAACAUUCUGACGAAUCCGUUUACGACGCGUCGAGCAGCCCUGAAAGCGCGGGCUUCGAAGCGCAUCAAAAUCAUGGCUCGUCCGAGAUACGUCAGCGAAAAAUACGAUCCAGAGACAGCGCCACCGUCGUAUCCACGAAUCCAUCCGAAAACUCUCGCGGCUAAGAGCAACAAACGCAUCAUAGAUUUGGCGCUACCUCGUAAAAGAUUGCUACUGUCUAACAUGCGAUUCCAGACAAGCGGCAACAUAGUCGAAACUCUGUGGAAGGUUCAGAACUCGCGAUACCGAAGGUAUCGAUACUUUUGCAAUAUCAGGCAACAACGAGAGGCGAGAAAAAGACAAAGGAUCAUGGCAAAGUUGCGCAGAGCUGUGAAGCCUGAAGAAUGGGAACAGCACUUGGAGUCGAUGGACAGGCUGUCUACUCCGAAAAUACCACCCAAACCGAAACUUUUCGGCAGAAAAAGAAAAUGGAGGCCGGUGAACGUACGGAGAAUCGAGGAGCUGUCGACACCGACGAGCAGAGACGUGCCGGAACCCAGGGAUCCGUUCGCGGUGCCAGCGACCGCUCUUGUUUACAAGAUCAGCAGACGCCUGUCGAAGAUCGCGAAAUCGAAAACCCCCUCGGAAACCGCCCCACCCCGGAUUCCGGGCAAAGUAUCCCCGGCUGCGCUCAAAGCCAAAGCUACCCCAAGGUUGAUAAUCUUGGCGAAACCAGCCGAACGACCCGCAGGAAUGGAGACCGACGUCAGAGAAAACGCUUUCACCGUGUCGCCGACAGCGUUAACGGCCAAGUGCUCGAAACGGCUGAAACUUUUGGCCAGGCCGAAAAUCUACAAGAGAUGA